CCCCCAAUAUCCAACCAAACAGAACACUCUCUCUACUUCAUACAAAUCAGCAAAAUCAAGAAAUGUCAAGCAAAAUGAUAUUAAUGGCUAAUUCCCUAACAAGACUAGUACCACAACCACCAGACCUAAUCAAGUGGGUUAAAACUGAAGGUGGUUUUGUUCACAAAUCAAUAAAAAUAGCACAAGAAAGAGAUUGUUUUGGACUUGGUUUAGUUGCUACUGAAGAUAUACCAAAAGGGUCUGACAUUAUUGCCCUUCCUCAGCAUAUUCCCUUGAAAUUUGUGUCUGAAAAUUCAGUUGAUGUUGAUGGGGCCCAUUCUGCUUUGAUUAAAUUAGCUCAACAUGUGCCUGGCUUUUGAGUAUUUAAUAAAAGGAGUAAACUGGAAACUUGGAGCAUUUGGCAGAGGAACUGUGGGCUAUGAAAUUGGGUUUGAAGCUUCUGCAAGAGAGAGCAAGAAAAGGUUCAUUCUGGUGGCCAUACAUCAGCAAUCUCCCGGAGACCUACACAGUGCCGAUUUUCUUUCCUGGCGAGGAUAUAAAGAACUUGCAGUAUGCCCCUCUUCUUUAUCAGGUGAACAAAAGAUGUCGGUUUCUGCUGGAGUUUGAGAAACUUCUGAAGCAUGAACUCGAGAAUGUUAAACCCAAUGAUCAUCCUUUUGGUGGCCAAGAUGUGGAUUCAUCUGCACUAGGAUGGGCUAUGUCAGCUGUUUCAUCUCGAGCAUUCCGAUUGUAUGGAAGUAAACGUCCUGAUGGUACCCGCAGUAAUGUUCCUAUGAUGAUUCCACUUAUUGAUAUGUGCAACCACAGCUUUGAUCCAAAUGCUGAAAUUGUACAGGAAGAAAAGAACGGCAAUAGCAAUAUACUUGUAAAGGUGGUCGCAGGAAGGGAGAUAAAGCAAAAUGAUCCGUUGCUACUAAACUAUGGCUGUUUAAGUAGCGAUCUUUUUCUUUUAGAUUAUGGAUUUGUCAUUCAAUCAAACCCCUAUGACUGCAUUGAACUUAGAUAUGACGCUGCUCUUCUUGAUGCUGCCAGUAUGGCUGCAGGGGUUUCAUCCCCAAACUUCUCUUCACCGUCCCCAUGGCAGCAGCAGAUUUUAUCGCAUUUAAAUCUAGACGGAGAAAACUCUGAUCUCAAGGUGACACUAGGAGGUGGAGAGCUAGUAGAGGGCCGAUUAUUAGCAGCCUUGAGGGUUAUCCUAUCAAACGAUGAAGAAGCAGUGCAGCCAUACGACUUGGAGAAGCUCAAAUCGUUGGCAUCCGAAGCCCCUCUGGGAAUAUCGACUGAGGUAUCCGCCCUUCGCACUGUUGUCGCGUUGUGUGUAAUUGCUCUCGGACACUUCCCGACGAAAAUCAUGGAGGACGAGUCGUUGUUGAAGCAAAAUGUUUCUCCUACUACUGAGUUGGCUCUCCAGUUCAGAAUGCAAAAGAAGUCACUCAUUGUGGAUGUUAUGAAGGAUCUUAGCAAGAGAGUAAAAUUACUCCUUGCCAAAGAAUCAGCUUCAUAAAAGAGCUAAAUGCAUCAACUUACUGAGGAGUUCUUGUACUUGUGGACAUCAUCUCUUUUGUUUAAUUAUUAUUA
Lycium ferocissimum is the source of this 1578-nucleotide messenger RNA. RefSeq lists its product as uncharacterized. Gene Ontology annotation, biological process: peptidyl-lysine monomethylation. Gene Ontology annotation, molecular function: protein-lysine N-methyltransferase activity; protein binding. The coding region runs from base 419 to 1504 and encodes 361 amino acids. The transcript has 5 exons. The record is from RefSeq and is a predicted model, not a curated record. NCBI's taxonomy places the organism in Eukaryota, Viridiplantae, Streptophyta, Magnoliopsida, Solanales, Solanaceae.